UGGAUAGACCCAUGGGCCCCCGCCAGCCGCCCCCAGACAAGCGCCAUGCCGCCUACGAGUCCAUCUUUGGUCGCCCAACGGCAACGCAUCAGCAGCAGCAACCAUUCCCACCCAACAACUAUCCCCAGUACCUACCGCCAGGCCCAUCCUACCAAUAUCCUCAGCAAUUUCAUGCAAAUUCAGAGAGGCGUACCUCCUAUGGCACCAUUCCCAACCCAGGUUACGCCCCAAACCCCUACCCCACACCGCCGUCGCAGGGCCCACCGUCGAAUAUGCGUCAAUCAUACUACCCACCGCCCCAGCCCUCCUAUAACCCCCACACGUCCUACCCGCCCUACGUACCGCCUUAUCAAGGCUACUCGGGUACGCUCACCCCUCCCCAAAAUCCAGCAUUGGGUCGUGCCAGAUCCAUCAACAGCAACAACAGCUCAGAUUACUACGGAGGCCAACCCAUCAACGACCAACAACCGAAUGGCGGGUACGAUGCUCCACGUUAUCCAGGACUUACACCUGCCCAGGCAUAUCAAGCCCAGGUCUAUGGCGGCAGUAGCCCCCAUUCACAGCCAGCCGGUCCGCGAGAUUAUCCACCCAGAGUUUCCCCAGCUCCUUCAGAUCGCCCUCCCAAGCACAACGGAGCUCCGAACCAAUUGCAGGAACCUCCCAGACUCGGGAUAAGUCUCGAGCACGAUGAUGGCCGAUUGGGAAUCGAUUUCGUGAGCAACAGCACCUCCAGCGAUCUCGGGACGGAUGAGAGUAGCAGCGAGCUUCCAUGGGCCCAGUCGGAGCCAUCUAGUCCAAAUCCUCCGAAAACGCCAUCUCGCCAGCAUCUUCGACAACCGUCCAGCUCACAGUCGAGCGCCUUCCCACCUCUGCAUGUGGACACUACGCGCUCCGCGCUCACAAGCUCUCCUCCUUCAUCGGCCGCAGAUCACUCAUCUAUCUCCGCAACGUUGGUCGACAACACCCACAACCCAGCCCGACGCUCAUCUGACUCGGCACGAACAAUGCCGAAGUUUCCUCCCAAUAACCCCACCACCCGCCAACGUACCUCUCAGGACCGAUCCAUGUCCAUGUCCGCUGCCACAAACUCAAUGCGACCCAUGGUUGACCCAAAACGAGCUUCAAGACCAAAUGCCUCUUCCUUGCUCGAGGGCAGAGUCUCGCCAACGUCAAUCCGAACUCCUGUACGCAAGACCCCCAUCGUAUAUCCCGCUCUCCUUUCUCGUGUGGCGCAGGCGUUCCGCGAGCGGAUACCCAUCACUGACCGUGUCAAGGACGGGCUGACGUACAAGGACGCCUUCGACGGACGGGAGGCGGUCGAUAAGAUCGCCUACAUCAUCAAGACGACCGAUCGGAACCUGGCCUUGCUGCUCGGUCGUGCACUUGAUGCACAGAAAUAUUUCCAUGAUGUCACGUAUGACCACCGAUUACGGGACAGCGCAAACGAGUUGUAUCAAUUCCGGACGAAAUUGCCUAGUCCAUUUGUUAGUGGAGAACUAGGGGAGCAUGCGACAACCAGCAAUACGUUGUUAAAUGGGAACCACCUGAACCUUCGGGGUGAUAACGGUUCGCCAUCGCCGUCUCCCGCAUUCCCUCCAUCACGGCCUCGGAGUGCCUCCGUUGUGUCUGAUGAAGUGCCUCUACCCUCUGGAGUGUUCACACUCCUAACCGACUGCUAUUCACCGACAUGCUCGCGAGAUCAACUGUGUUACAGCAUAGCAUGUCCAAGAAGGUUAGAGCAGCAGGCACGCCUGAACAUGAAACCCCAGCCUGGGCUGUCGAAGCAGAUCAGCAAAGACAGUCUGAAUGACCUUCCCGAUGACGGCACGCUCUGGAUCCACUCCGUCCCGCAGGAAAUCGUCAACAGCGUAUCUGACCAGGAGAAGAAGCGGCAGGAGGCGAUAAACGAGGUCAUUUACACGGAGCGGGACUUUGUCAGGGACAUGGAGUACCUCCGGGACGUCUGGAUCAACAGGCUCAAGGACGAGGACAUCAUUCCUCCCGCGAGGCGGACAGACUUCCUAGCCCAGGUGUUCUGGAACAUACACGACAUCAUCGCGGUGAACACGCGCCUGAGGGACGCUCUGAACAAGAGGCAGAAGUCGUAUGCGGUGGUAGAUCGGAUCGGGGAUAUUCUGUUGGAGGUCGUGCCCCACUUUGGACCCUUCGUGUCAUAUGGCGCACAUCAGCUGUAUGGGAAGUACGAGUUUGAGAAGGAGAAGAACUCCAACGCUGCGUUUGCUCAGUUCGUUGAGGCAACUGAACGGCUACCAGAGUCAAGAAAGCUGGAACUCAAUGCCUAUCUGACGAAGCCGACGACGCGCCUGGCGAGAUAUCCUCUCCUGCUUGAGGCCGUUCUUAAACACACGCCCAAUGAUAGCACAGAUAAGACGAUGCUUCCGCAGGUCAUCAGCAUUGUCCGAGAUUUCUUGGGCAAGGUCAAUACAGAGUCUGGGAAGACCGAGAACAGAUUCAACUUGCUGCAACUUGAUCAGCAAUUGGUGUUUAAACCUGGAGAGGAAGUGGACCUCCGCUUAACCGACGAAGGACGAGAGCUGGUGUACAAAGGUGCUCUCAACAAGCGCGAUGGAGAGAUUCAAGUGUAUCUCUUCGACCACGCGAUUCUGUUCACGAAGCUGGUGAAAACGAAGCAACAUGAACAGUACAAAGUCUAUCGACGAGCAAUCCCACUCGAGCUCCUCCUAAUCACCGGCCCUCCUGAGGAGAUCAACGGCACCGUACGCUCCCAGCAACGCAAGGCCGGUGCGCCCGGAAGCGUGGUUGGGCCUGUGACGAUCAAGAGCGAUAACAAGGGGCAGCACUGGAUCAACUUCAUCCAUUUGGGACGGAAGCACUAUCAGAUGAUGCUCUGGGCGAACACGUUGAUGAGCCAGAAGAAGUGGCUCGAGGCGGUAUUGAAGCAGCAGGCGGCGAUGAGGGAACGAAGCAUGGUGUUUGACACUGUGACGCUCAGCGAGGGGUUCUUUGCGGGCCCGAAUAAGGUUCGGUGUGCGGCACCGUAUAGUGGCGGGAGGAGAGUGGUGUAUGGGACGGAUGAUGGAGUUUAUCUGUCUGACCUACGAGAGCCUCGGCAGGAACCUGUCAAGGUUCUAGCUCUUCUCGAAGUGCUGCAGGUAGAUGUUCUCGAGGACUACCAGCUUCUCAUCGUGCUUUCUGGGCGUCAAGUGAUUACCUUCCCGCUCGACGCGCUUGACCCUCUGGAUCCCAUGGCGGGCCUCAAGCGGGCGAAACGGAUAUCUUCGCAUACGUCGUUCUUCAAGGCCGGUUUCUGCCUAGGCCGUGUGCUCGUCUGCAUCGUCAAGUCCAGCCAGCUGUCGAGCACGUUUAAGACGCUGGAGCCAAUCGACCAGAACAUCCGUGGGCGGGCGAAACCGACGUUCAAGAAGCUGCUGCAGGGUGGAAACGACACGCUCAAAAUGUUCAGAGAAUUCUACAUCCCAGUCGAGUCAACGUCUAUCCACUACCUGAAGACGAAGCUGUGUGUAGGGUGUUCUCGAGGGUUUGAGAUCGUCGACCUGGAGACUCUAGAUACGCAGGGCCUGCUCGAUCCCAAUGAUGAGUCGCUUGAGUUCGUGAGAAAGCGGGAGAAUCUUCGCCCAAUGGCCAUUUAUCGGAUCCAUAACGAAUUCCUUCUUUGCUACGAUGGGUUCGCGUUUUACGUUAACAAGAACGGGCGGAGGUCGAGGACCCAGUUUAUGGUGCAUUGGGAAGGCAACCCGACGGGUUUCGGGCUGCAUGAGCCAUACGUGCUAGCCUUCGAGCCGUCGUUUGUGGAGAUUCGGCAUAUCGAAACGGGGCUAAUGUCGCAGGUCAUCCAAGGCUCGAAUAUGCAGCUGCUGUUUGCCGACACUCCACCGUCGGUGACGAAUUCCGCGACGCCGCAUUAUCCGAACGCGUACCAGCAGGGAUACCCCUAUGGGCACCCGCCGACGCACGACCAUUACCAGCGGCACCCGCAGGGGGUGGGACGGGACGAGAUCCUGAUUGUUUCCGACGAUCGGGUGCUUGCGCUGCGACCGCGGGCAGGACUGCUGGUUCAUCAUGGGCAACAGAGAUACAUGGCAGACAACGCAUCGAUGGCGUCGAUACCCCGAUAGC
This is a messenger RNA of Cyclocybe aegerita, 4119 nucleotides long. Lineage: Eukaryota; Fungi; Basidiomycota; Agaricomycetes; Agaricales; Hemipholiotaceae. The record is from the annotation of a GenBank genome assembly.